Messenger RNA from Engraulis encrasicolus (European anchovy), 2653 nucleotides. Its product is annotated as taste receptor type 1 member 3-like. NCBI's taxonomy places the organism in Eukaryota, Metazoa, Chordata, Actinopteri, Clupeiformes, Engraulidae. The record is from RefSeq and is a predicted model, not a curated record. Gene Ontology annotation, cellular component: plasma membrane. Gene Ontology annotation, biological process: G protein-coupled receptor signaling pathway; sensory perception of umami taste; sensory perception of sweet taste. Gene Ontology annotation, molecular function: G protein-coupled receptor activity. The transcript has 11 exons. The coding region runs from base 1 to 2559 and encodes 852 amino acids.
AUGACAUACAUUCAAUACAUACUGUGUAGUUACUGUUUUACUUGGAGCUGUCAGGCUUUAUAUUCCACUGACUGGUUGAAGAAUAUCAGCACUGACCUCUUCAGAUCUUCUGGAGACUUUCUAAUUGGGGGCCUCUUCCCUAUUAACGAGCUCACUAGUGACCUGAGUGAACGAGAGGAGCCUGAUGAUUUUGAGUGUAACAGGAUCAACAGCAAUGGCCUGGCCUUGUCCAUGGUUAUGAAGUUCUCUGUGGACUACAUAAACGCAGACUCAACUAUCCUGCCUGGCAUAAAGCUGGGCUUUGAGACCUAUGACACGUGCGGGCAGCCGGCCGUGAUCAUGAAGCCCACCCUCCUCUUCCUCAGCGAGGGCUCCACGGAGGAAGUGGCCGUCAAGUGCAACUACACCGACUAUGUCACGCGGGUGGUGGCCGUAAUCGGCCCAUACACCUCAGAAAUGGUGGCUGUUGUCAGCAAGCUUCUUGGCUUCUUCCAUAUGCCACAGAUCAGCUUCAGUGCCACUAGCGACAAGUUCAGUGACAAGGAUCUCUACCCGUCCUUUAUGCGCACUGUACCUACAGACAAACUACAGGUGAAGGCCAUCGUGGAGCUUCUGAAUAAGUUUAAGUGGAACUGGGUGGCAGUGGUGGCCAGCGAGGACGAGUACGGAAGAAAGGGCCAACGACAACUAUCUGAGCUGGCAAAACGGGAGAAGAUAUGUGUGGCAUAUGAGGGGAUCAUUCCGAUAUACAAGGACCCUGUGUCCACCAUGUCCACCAUCAAGAACAUAUUACAUCAGAUCAAGACCACCAAUGUUGGGGUGGUGGUGCUCUUUACACUCGAAGAGCCUGCUAAAAAGUUCUUUGCUGAGGUGAUCAAAGAGAAUAUGACGAUGGUGUGGAUAGGUCCCACUUCUUGGUCACUGGAUGGUGCCAUCGCCACCUUGCCCAACAUCCACACUGUAGGCACCAUCCUGGGUUUCGCCGACGAGGACCGGCCCUUGCCACAAUUUACCGACUACUUCCAGGCCCUCUUCCGCAAGAUCCAGCAGGAGAGGCCGACACAGCCUCCCAGCUCCUCCACCCCUUCCCUGGGCAACCCGUGCCCCAUGUGCUGGUGGCACCUCUCUCCAGACAACAUGAGUCUGGUGGAGGAGGUGGUGCACAGUAGACUUGCCUUCAGCAUAUAUGCUGCGGUCCGCAGCAUUGCUCAGGCACUGCAUAACCUGCUGGGCUGCGAGACUGCUUCUUCAUGCUCACGGAUGUCCAAGAAAAGAAUCUACCCAUGGCAGUUGCUGGAGAAGUUGCGGAAGGUGUCCUUGGACAUAAAUGGCACUAAAUUUGAAUUUGAUAAGGAUGGGAACCCCAGUAUGGGCUAUGAAGUCUUGGAGUGGUCAUGGAACUCAUCACACAACCGAAUGAAUUUUCAACGUAUUGGUGACUACCUCGAACAGCUGUCCAUUGACGAGACACUUCUUCAGUGGCACACAGAAUCCAAUGAGGUUCCCAGCUCCAACUGCUCUGGAAAGUGCAGAACUGGAGAAGUUCAGCGUAUAAAGGGCUUCCACUCUUGCUGCUAUGACUGCCUUCCAUGCCACGAAGGAACAUUCAAGAACAAAGAUGACAUCCAGUGCACCACCUGCCCCGAGGGCCAGUGGUCCAUCCAGCGCAGUGACCACUGUGUGUACCCCACAUACACCUACCUGGACUGGUACAGCCCUGAGAGCUUUGGCCUGGUGCUGGCAGGGGUGGUGGUGCUCAUCUGUGAGAUUGUUGUCACUGUGCUCUUCCUGCGCCACUGGGACACUGCGUUGGUGAAGGCGAGCGGAGGGCCCCUGUGUGUCUUGUCCCUGCUGUGCCUGGUGGUGUGUUGUGCCAGCCUGGUGCUCUUCCUGGGCCCUCCGGGGGACAUCAUGUGCCGCCUGCAGCUGCCAUUCAACGCCUUCUUCCCCACUGUCGCCCUGUCCGCUAUCUUAUCAAGCUCUCUGCAGAUUGUUUAUGUGAUCGAGCUCUCAGGAAGAGACACAUCUCACCUGCAGACCUUGCGAGGCCCGGGCAGCUGCCUGGUGGUGCUGGCUUGCUGUGGAGUUCAGGCUGGACUGUGCAGCUGGUUCGUCCAGGUGGCACCUUCCCUAUCCACCUUUCGCUCGGAGCUGAAGGUGGCAUUUGUGGAGCGGUUUCUCAGAUGCCCUGUGACUCCGCUACACAGCUUUAUACUCAUGCUGGGCUUCAAUGGUCUCCUGGCACUUGUCGCCUUCACGUGCACCUUCACAGCUGUGAAGCCAGCCAGGCAGUACAACAUGGCGCGUGACAUCACCAUUUCCACCCUGGCUUACUGCGUGGUGUGGGUGAUCUUCGUGCCCAUCUACACGGGUUUGGACAACAGGGAAAAGUCCAUCGCUCACGUGGCCGUCACCCUGAUCAGUCACAUGGGGCUGGUGGCAGCCUACUUCUUCCCCAAGUGCCACCUACUGCUGAAGACACCUGAGCUCAACACACCAGAGCACUUCCGCGCCUACCUGGAGGGCAAAACAGCACCAGAGGAGGAGCAGGCUCACUAAUGCAAUGGAAUAAUAUCAAAAUACAUUUUAUACAUAUAUAUAUUGUAUACAUAUUUUUGGUAACUCCAAUAAUUUAGCAAUUAGCUGUGUAGUA